This is a messenger RNA of Lolium rigidum, 993 nucleotides long. Its product is annotated as leucine-rich repeat protein 2-like. Gene Ontology annotation, molecular function: protein binding. NCBI's taxonomy places the organism in Eukaryota, Viridiplantae, Streptophyta, Magnoliopsida, Poales, Poaceae. The transcript has 6 exons. The record is from RefSeq and is a predicted model, not a curated record. The coding region runs from base 112 to 762 and encodes 216 amino acids.
UCUUCUUCUUCUUCCUCCACCUCCAGCCAGCGCCUCGCUUCCUUUCACACUAGAGCCAAGGAGACCUAUCGACCUCCUCUCCCCGCGCCCGACCUCUACCUACUGUCCGCCAUGGCGCCCCGCGUGCCCUCCCUCCUCGUCGCCGCCGUCCUCCUCCUGGGCCUGGCCGCCGGCGUGGCGCGGGCGUCCAACGAGGAAGGCGACGCGCUCUACGCGCUGCGGAUGCGGCUGUCGGACCCCAACGGCGUGCUGCAGAGCUGGGAUCCCACCCUCGUCAACCCCUGCACCUGGUUCCACGUCACCUGCGAUCACGCCAGCCGCGUCGUCCGCCUGGAUUUAGGCAACUCCAACGUCUCUGGCUCCAUUGGCCCUGAGAUCAGCCGCCUUGUCAACCUCCAGUACCUGGAGCUAUACAGGAACAACCUCGGUGGCGAGAUCCCAAAAGAAUUGGGCAAGCUCAAGAACUUGAUCAGCUUGGACCUGUAUGCCAACAAGCUCACCGGAAGAAUUCCCAAGUCACUUUCGAAGCUCAGCUCACUAAGAUUCAUGCGUCUGAACAACAACAAACUUGCUGGAUCAAUUCCAGGGGAGCUGGCCAAACUCACCAACCUCAAAGUCAUUGAUUUGUCUAACAAUGACUUAUGUGGAACAAUCCCUGUGGACGGUCCCUUCUCAACCUUCCCUCUUCGAAGCUUCGAGAACAACAGCAGGCUGAAUGGCCCGGAGCUGCAAGGAUUGGUUCCUUAUGACUUUGGAUGUUAGGAGCGCUGAUGCACAAUAAUGCAUGUCGAAGGAAGCUGGUACAAAUGAUACACGCAGCAGAGAUGAAGAUGGUAUGUAGUAGUGCAGGGGUCCAGGGUAAUGUACUCAGACAGCAUAAAGAAUGAAGCGAGUGUGAGAGGGAGUUCUACUCCAUCAGUACAGUCACUAUUGUAUUGUCUAAAUUGUAAGCUGCUUACUACAGCAGCUAUGCUAACGUCAGGUUACCUAUUU